AUGAUAAAGUUCCUUCUUGGGGGCUCCAUAGAUCGCCCGGUAGAGUCCAAGAACGGGAGUGUAAACACCCUCGACGGGACUGGGAAUACCAUCGACUUUGCGAAACCGCGCGGGGUUGCGGGGAACCCAAUUCUCGAGAAAAUCAUAUUCUUCAUCGCUUUCUUCAUACUCGAUACGGCGGCCACGCUUUUCACGGCUUGCACGGAGGUUCUCACGGCUUCCAGAGGGUUGCACCGCGUUGUGCCUGGGCCGGCAGAGAGCAGUCAAAGGGGAAUAAGCAUUGUUGUGACCUUUAUUCUCGACCUUGUCGAUGGAAUCAUUUUUGUCAACGUAUGGGUCAUCGGUACUGGGGCAAGCCUCGUUGCGCUUACCGACUCCGGCUUCCUUAUCGCGGAAUUCAUUCAAAAUAGCUUCGACGAGGCUUUUGGUUUCAAGGUCAACGCCAUAUGGAGCAUCAAUUGUGUAAGGAAUACCACGGCGCUUCUUGCGUUUGGCUUCGUUGAUGAUUUCGCGUGCCAUGACACUUGCGAUGCAGGAUCUGAAAUCCUGGUCUUCAUCGUAGGGCUGCCUGACUUCGGGUGCCUCCUUGUCUGCGACGCAGCUCUUGAUUUCCGGGUCACCACAGGUAGGAACAGGGCUGUAGAGGGUAUCGAAAGAAGUAUUGCUCGCCUUGCGCUUGUGACCAACCUCGGGGUAUUCCUUGGGAACAUACUCCUCAUCGUCAUCGAGCUGAGCUGUGCCGGCCUUAGUGGAGGGCCACGCAUUGUUCCACUCGCUCUCUCUCUUGUCUAUCUUAUCCAGGAUGAGGUAGCCUAA
Penicillium taxi is the source of this 816-nucleotide messenger RNA. RefSeq lists its product as uncharacterized. The coding region runs from base 1 to 816 and encodes 271 amino acids. The record is from RefSeq and is a predicted model, not a curated record. The transcript is spliced from 2 exons. NCBI's taxonomy places the organism in Eukaryota, Fungi, Ascomycota, Eurotiomycetes, Eurotiales, Aspergillaceae.